This is a messenger RNA of Sclerotinia borealis F-4128, 2712 nucleotides long. The record is from the annotation of a GenBank genome assembly. NCBI's taxonomy places the organism in Eukaryota, Fungi, Ascomycota, Leotiomycetes, Helotiales, Sclerotiniaceae.
AUGGCAUCAAUAGUCCCAAGGUUUCGGUGUCUUAAUGUGCCUCCAUUGCGACAAGCAACAAGAAACAUUCUCUCAAUCCCUACCGCAACUUCAAGAUCAUUCGCCACUGAAACAGAUGCAUCCAAGCCGGAACCCAUUACGAAGAGACGUCCUACAUACUUUAAAGACGAAGUCAAUGCCGUUCCUUCUUUCUCCGAAUUCGUGGGCUUGCCAGAUAAGGCUUGGUCAACGGAAGAUGCCCUUGAAUUGCGCACUGCGAUGGUCGGUCCUCCUGGGAAGAAGAGACAAAUUACAAGAUUACCUACAUGGUUAAAGACACCAAUUCCGGAUAAUUCGAAUUACAAAAAGAUCAAAAAGGAUCUGCGAGGCUUAAAUUUACAUACUGUCUGCGAGGAAGCAAGAUGUCCGAACAUCUCGGAUUGUUGGGGUGGUGAUGAUAAAAGUGCUGCGACUGCGACGAUUAUGUUGAUGGGAGAUACUUGCACGAGAGGAUGUCGAUUCUGUAGUGUCAAAACAUCAAAAGCGCCACCUCCGUUGGAUCCGCACGAACCUGAAAAUACUGCUGAAGCUUUAUCGAGAUGGGGUCUAGGUUAUGUCGUUUUGACGUCUGUGGAUAGAGAUGAUCUUGCAGAUGGGGGAGCAAGACAUUUUGCAGAAACAAUCAUGAAAAUCAAGCAGAAGAAAUCGACUAUCUUGGUCGAGGCCUUGACUGGUGAUUACGCUGGAGAUUUGGAAAUGGUGAAAUUGGUCGCGGAAAGUGGUCUGGAUGUAUAUGCGCAUAACAUGGAGACUACUGAAGAACUUACACCAUCUGUUCGAGACCGCAGAGCGAAAUAUAGACAAAGUCUGACAGUUCUGGAUGCGGCGAAGAAGGCCGUACCUUCAUUAAUUACGAAGACAAGUAUUAUGCUUGGAUUGGGCGAAACCGAAGAAACAUUAUGGCAGACAUUGAGAGAUCUUCGAGAGGUCAAUGUUGAUGUCGUUACCUUCGGUCAAUACAUGCGCCCGACCAAGCGCCACAUGAAAGUAGAAGAAUAUGUUUCACCCGAUGUUUUCGAGACGUGGCGUCAACGCGCAUUAGAUCUCGGAUUCUUAUAUUGUGCCAGUGGACCUCUAGUGAGAAGUUCAUACAAAGCGGGUGAGGCAUUCAUAGAGAAUGUUAUCAAGAAGAGGAAAGGUGUGACUAUAUUGUCUGAUGCAGCUACCGAAUUUCCCGCUCAACCCGACUCCUCGGAAAUUCUCCAACAAUGUCUUCAAGCGCAUUCCGUUCCCUAUUCGAAGUCUACUUCUGCGAAUUGGGCCAAUUUGACUACUCCUUUCAACUUACGUCUCCCGUAUACGCCUACGGCAGUGACGUUACCGAAGACGCCUGAGGAGGUGGGGGAUAGUGUUACCUGUACUGCGAAAGCGGGUUUGAAGGUCCAGCCGAGGGGCGGUGGUCAUAGUUAUGCUAGUUAUAGUAUUGGGGGGCAUAAUGGGAGUGUGGUGGUGGAUAUGAGUGGGUUUGAUGAUAUUGUGGUGGAUCAGAAGACGUUUAUUGCGAAGAUAGGCGUGGGCCAGAGACUGGGGAAUGUUGCGUUGGGCAUUCAUACGCAGGGUGGUAGAGCUCUGCCGCAUGGUACAUGUGCUGGUGUUGGGAUAGGUGGACAUGCAACCCAUGGUGGAUAUGGUUAUGAUUCUCGUCUCUGGGGCUUAGCACUCGGCACAAUCGUCGGUCUCGACGUCGUCCUUGCAAAUGGCACAUUCAUCCAUGCGAACGAAACACAGAAUAUCGAAAUGUGGUAUGCUUUGCGAGGAGCCGCCGAUGCUUUCGGAAUCGUUACACACUUCUAUAUGCAGACUUUAGCCGCACUAGAAGAAGUCACAUACUUCACAGCCAAGCUAUCGUCUACGCUAUCCAGCGCCGACAAAGUCUCUGCAGCUUUCUUGAAAACUCAGAAUUUUGUCCUCACGAACCCACUCCUUACACCCAACAUCUCAUUCGGCUUCAACGUCAAUAGUGCGGGAGGUCUGGCCAUCACAGGAAUGUGCAUGUUCUGCGACCUCGCCUUAUUCCGCGACGUUGUCUUCCCUCAGCUCGUAUCCGGCUUCGACAUCGACACCCGAAACAUAACAAAUCUCUCCUGGAUCGACACCCUAGCUACUCUCGCCGCACCAGAUCCGCUCGCCCAACCCCUCAUCAACUACAAGUUACACGAUACAUUUUACGUCAAAUCGCUCGUCACCAAGAACGAAAAGCCUCUUACACCAGAAGCCGUCCACGCAUUUUUCGAUUACAUUCUUUCGCACCUAUCCCCCGAGAUCCCCUAUUUCUCCAUCAUAAACCUCUAUGGAGCUCCCGGAUCCGUGAUCGACAGCGGGGAGGUUUCAUCUGCGAGUCAUUCGGAUAUGGAUGCACUGUGGGUAUUUCAAAACUACGGAUACACACCAAAUCAUCUCCCACCUUGGAAUCAGCGUAUCACGCAAGUAAUAGAAGGUAUGACGAAUGCCGUCACCGAUGCACAACCUGCGGGGAAUAUCUCGGGAUAUGUAAAUUAUGUAGAUCCGGAUUUAACGGCUGAGGAAGCGGCUGAGCAGUAUUAUGGAGCGAGUACUUAUGAUAAGUUGUUGGGGAUUAAGACGGAGGUUGAUAGUGGGUUUGUUUUUUGGAAUCCGCAAGCUGUUGGGAAUGUGGGAAUUUUGCCUGUGGUUGUUGGAGAAGAAGGUAAUUGA